AUGUCGAGAAGCCGCAAACAGAGCAACGUGCCUGCUACAACCCAACAAACAACUCCCGUCCCGAUAGCUCAGCCGACAGACUCGUAUAUCCCACCUUUCUUGGCGGCUCAGGUACCUGAACUAGAAUCUUACAAACAGUUAUUGGAAGCGGAAAGCAAGAUAGACAUCUAUAUCAGCCGCAAAAAGAUUGACCUCUACCAGUCCGUAUCUCAGUGGAAUAACCUAAAACAGGAAACGCAGGAAAAACAGUAUCUGCGUAUCUUUGUCUCUAACAUAGCAGAAAAUCAACCAUGGCAAAACCAAGAGCCAGGAGUACAGCCUUCAUGGACUUUGCGGGUCGAAGGUAGACUUCUGAAUUCACAGGACGUGGGCGAGCCGAUUAGACCGAAAUUUAGCACGUUUCUGCAGGGCAUUGCGGUAGAUUUCAAGAAGCCGGAGACUAUGAACAGUGCAGCUUACGUCGCUGGAGAAAGUGGCCAGGAUAUCUCGGAGCAGCAGCAAAACCCUAACGAGGUUCCUUCAAUUGUGGAAUGGCACUUUGAUCCUGCGAACCCUGCUGAUUUUGAUGGUCUUGAUAUCAAACGAGAUGGUUCCGAAAACAUCCAGUGUACAAUAGUUAUUCAGCCCAGAGGUGUGACUGGAGAAUGGAUCCAGUUUUCGCCCCAACUUUCUUCAAUAAUUGGAAUGUCCCGUGGCACGCUCCAUGAGGCAGUUUACUCUUUAUACAAGUACAUUCUGCUCAAUGAUCUAUUGAGCGACGACGAGCCCGAUGUGCAAUCUACGACGCAAGCAGCACAAGCCUCCCCAAACAAUACGAGUGGUGAAAGAACCAUUGUCAAGAUCGACAAGUAUUUGGCAGCGCUUUUCCCUGAGGAACGCAAGAGAAUGAAACUGGGAGAAAUUCCAACAUUAGUCAAUCGCCACAUCUCGCCUUUGCCACCCAUCAAAAUUGAUUACACCAUUCACGUUGAUAAGGCGUCUACCUAUGGUGAGACCGUGUUGGACGUUGAAGUGCCCGCGAAAGCAGACGAUGAAGUUGCCCGUCAAGGCAUGUCUCUACUGGCAGAAUUGAAUAAACUCAGUACUACCCUGGAACCUCAGAUGCAGCAGUUGAACCAGGAGCUCAACAUUCUGCAAUUGCAACUGAACUCUAGCGCCAACAAGCACCAAUUCUUCCAAAAGCUAGCUAGCAACCCGGCUCCCAUGUUAGAGGAGUAUAUACAAUCCUCGUCCAGAGCUUUGAAAGUCUUGAGCGGUGAUGAUGGGUUCAAUGAGGACACUGUGAGAAGGGCUCCGUUCUACAAAGAAAAUGAAGCAAUGCUUUUCGAAAACUUGGGUGUGUUGCUGUCAAAUGGGCGAAUGUGA
Molecule: messenger RNA, 1365 nt
Organism: Lachancea nothofagi CBS 11611
Lineage: Eukaryota; Fungi; Ascomycota; Saccharomycetes; Saccharomycetales; Saccharomycetaceae
Source: the annotation of a GenBank genome assembly